AUGUACAGGGUAGCAAGUGCGUCGGAGUAUCUUGUGAUCACAGGUAUCGGAAUUGAGGACAUAAAGCUCGCAAAGAAGGCAUGGAUCCUCCCUGGUCAGUCCUACACCAAAUUCGACCUCUCCCCUGUCAACUACACCUUCGAAGUCCAAGCCAUGAGCGCAGAGAAGCUCCCUUUUAUCCUCCCUGCAGUCUUCACCAUCGGCCCUCGUGUGGACGACGAGUUCAGCCUCCUCAAGUACGCCAAGCUCAUUUCCCCUCACGACAAGCUCUCCAACCAUGUCAAGGAGCUCGUCCAAGGCAUCAUUGAGGGAGAGACUCGAGUUCUUGCUGCCUCAAUGACCAUGGAAGAGGUCUUCAAAGGUACCAAAGAGUUCAAACAAGAAGUAUUCGAGAAAGUCCAGCUCGAACUUAAUCAGUUUGGGCUCUUGAUUUAUAAUGCUAAUGUUAAGCAGCUGGUCGAUGUGCCGGGUCAUGAGUACUUCUCUUAUCUUGGCCAGAAGACCCAGAUGGAGGCUGCAAAUCAGGCUAAAGUUGAUGUUGCAGAGGCCAGGAUGAAAGGAGAAGUCGGCGCAAAGCUCCGUGAAGGGCAGACUUUACAGAAUGCGGCGAAGAUCGAUGCAGAGACGAGGAUCAUUUCGACGCAGAGACAAGGAGAUGGGAAGAAGGAAGAGAUUAAGGUGAAAACAGAGGUUAAGAUUUUUGAGAAUGAAAAGGAGGCUGAAGUGGCUGAAGCCAACGCUGAUUUGGCAACAAAGAAGGCUGGGUGGGCUCAGCAAUCGCAGUUAGCAGAGGUGGAGGCUGCCAAGGCAGUGGCCAUUCGAGAAGCCGAGUUGCAGAGGGACGUCGAACAGAUGAACGCUUUGACUCGAACGGAGAAGCUCAAGGCCGAGUUACUCAGUAAGGCCAGCGUCGAGUACGAGACAAAGGUGCAAGAGGCGAAUUGGGAGCUCUAUAAGAAACAAAAAGAAGCGGAAGCAGUUUUGUAUAAGAAGGAGAAGGAGGCAGAGGCACAGAAAGCAAUGGCAGAAGCAAGCUUCUAUGCCCGUCAACAAGUUGCAGAUGCAGAACUGUACGCAAAGAAUAAGGAGGCUGAAGGGCUUGUGGCUCUUGCACAGGCACAAGGGAUCUAUCUGCGCACUCUCCUAGAAGCUUUGGGAGGCAACUAUGGUGCAUUUAGAGACUACUUGAUGAUCAAUGGUGGAAUGUUUCAGGAGAUUGCGAAAAUUAAUGCGGAGGCCGUGAAAGGGUUGCAACCCAAAAUCAGCAUUUGGAACAAUGGGAGCAGUACUGGCAGUGAGAUGGGCGAGGGUGCAGGUGGGAACAGUAGUAGCACAGCCAUGAAGGAGGUGGCCGGGGUUUACCGGAUGUUGCCCCCCUUGUUUCAAACAGUGCAUGAGCAAACUGGGAUGCUACCACCGGCAUGGAUGGGCACAAUACCAGACUCAAUUACCACUUAAGAAUUCAAUCGCAUCGUCAAGAAAAUCUCUCUCUCAUAAAUAAAGGGUUUUUUUUUUAAAUGAUGGUUGUCCAGGCCUUUGUUCUGACUAAUCCUGCUGGUCCAUACUAACCCCACAACCACAUAGAUCGGGUCAUACCAAGGUUGAAUGAGAACCAUUCAACUUUCACUAAAAGCAGUAAAGAGCACUAAACACCCUGUAUGAAUGACCCAAGAUGUGCCUAGUGGGAGUAUAAAUAAAGGGUGAAUAUCUUAGAAAAAUAAGUACUCAAGUUGCAUCUCUUUUUCUUUAAGCA
Molecule: messenger RNA, 1753 nt
Organism: Macadamia integrifolia
Lineage: Eukaryota; Viridiplantae; Streptophyta; Magnoliopsida; Proteales; Proteaceae
Product: flotillin-like protein 4
Exons: 2
Coding region: 1-1458 (485 amino acids)
Biological process (GO): protein localization to plasma membrane
Cellular component (GO): plasma membrane raft; plasma membrane
Source: RefSeq, a predicted model, not a curated record